CGAGAGUCACAUGAUAUUGUUAAUGGCGAACGAUGUCUUAUGCUGACGACGAUACAACAGGGAACUUUGUUGGGUCAUUCCCAAAGGGUUUCGGUUAUGGACCAGAUGAAAAUGAAGUUGAUGGUGUGGCAGCUGCAGCAGAAGAAAAACCAAGGAUAUUACUGAUGGGACUGCGCAGGAGUGGCAAGUCUUCCAUUCAGAAAGUUGUCUUUCACAAAGUGUCCCCCAAUGAAACAUUGUUUCUGGAGAGUACCAACAAGAUUGUCAAAGAUGAUGUGUCCAACAGCUCCUUUGUACAGUUCCAGAUCUGGGAUCUGCCUGGCCACAUUGACUUCUUUGAUCCAACGUUUGAUUCAGAGAACAUCUUUGGAGGAUGUGGUGCACUAAUAUUCGUCAUAGAUGCUCAAGAUGACUACAUGGAGGCUCUCUCUAGGCUGCACUCAACAGUGUCCAGAGCCUACAAGAUCAACCCCAAGAUCAAGUUUGAAGUGUUCAUUCAUAAAGUUGAUGGACUGUCUGAUGACCACAAGAUUGAGACUCAGCGAGACAUUCACCAAAGGGCAUCAGACGAUCUGCAGGACACGGGGCUAGAGAGUGUCCAUCUAAGCUUUCAUCUCACAAGUAUCUACGAUCAUUCAAUAUUUGAGGCAUUCAGCAAAGUUGUACAGAAACUGAUUCCUCAGUUACCAGUGUUAGAAAACCUCCUUAAUAUUCUUAUAUCAAACUCAGGGAUAGAGAAGGCAUUUCUGUUUGAUGUUGUCAGUAAAAUCUACAUAGCCACCGACAGUUCUCCUGUGGACAUGCAGUGUUAUGAGCUCUGUUGUGAUAUGAUUGAUGUCGUCAUUGAUGUGUCCUGUAUAUACGGUGUCACAGACAUUGUUUUGUCUCGUAUUCGAGAUGAUGGAGCCUUUGACAACCAAUCAGCAGCCAUCAUUAAGUUGAACACCAACACCAUUUUGUAUCUGAGAGAAGUGAACCGGUACCUGGCUCUGGUCUGCAUCCUAAGAGAGGACAGCUUUGAGAGACAAGGUAUAAUCGACUACAACUUCCACUGUUUCCGCCACGCAAUACAAGAAGUGUUUGAUGUUCGGCAGAAACAGGAGCUUGGCAGUGGGCACCUCAACUCGACAGAACUUGUUCAUUCUAACGGCAUUGCCAGUAAAAUACAGUGAUACCAUCAUUUUGCCUUGACUGAAUCAGAGACAUUGUGAUUUCCAUACUGCAGUGCAGAGUGUAGGAUGAUCUGUUGACACAUGUGGAGCUGACGGGAACCAAGCAGAGGGGAUAUUAUACCAUGUACAGCUGGUUAAUGAAUAUCCAGAAAAUCAAUUUUGCUUUCUGUCCCACAAGCUUGUCGGCAGCUGUGGGUAGCGAAAUGAUGGUCAUCUUGUGUGUUAAUCUAUCAAUUAAGUUUGAUACAGUGCUAUAAGUCCACAACUUGAGAGGCAACUUUCUGCAAGUAUAUUGCCCUAAACAUUACGGUAAUGAUGUAAAUUAUGACUUCUGGAUCUUGCAUGAAGAUGUUUAUUGAAUGUAUGAUUGUUAUUGAUAUUUUUAGUUGUUUUUCUUAUCAAUCACAUUAUUAUUAGCUACACCAUGCAAAGCCUCUAAGACCCUUAACCCAAAGAAAAUAUAGACCAGAAUUAUCUGACAUGUUUUUCGGUCUCUUAACACCAUGAUGGAACUGAAUACUUUCAAAGUGACGUUCUACCCAACACGCAAGGGGUGGCUGUCCAGGGCAUAUGGGAUGCUGUAGACAUGUUUCGAAACUGUUUCAGUGUAGUACAACAGUUGCAAUAGUUUGACAAGUAAGCCUCUUGCAAUAGGUCUCCUGGCAUUAUUUAACAUAACAAAGCCUAACACUUCCGCCACGUCCUGGAUUCUACAGAUUCCUUGUGGCAGUGUUUGUGAGUUAAGGAACCUCUUCCCAUUGUCUGAUAUGAAUUUAUGAGCAUUCUCUGAGUGAAUGUCUACAGUCAAGGUAUACCUGAGUAAAAGUAAAUACAUGUAAUCAAAAGUAUUUUUUUCAUUCUCGUACGCCUAUCGAUACAAUCGACAGUGUAGUGGUGCAUCAGUGUUGGCUGUUAAUAUUUAACCUGUUAUCAUUGUGUUGCCAUUGGGCAAUGGACAAAUGCAAGCAGCAGGUCGUGUUAUCUCUACGCUGCCACAACUUACCCACCCAUCUAAACUCUAAUGGUUCUUAUCUCUGCCAAGCAGCAGGUCAUGUUAGCUCUACGCUGCUACAACUUACCCACCCAUCUAAACUCUAAUGGUUCCUAUUUCUACCAAGCAGCAUUGUAGCAAGUCGUGAGUUGUAGCAACUGACUAUAGUUCCUACUGUCACACUGCUGGGUAUGUUGCAUACUGACAGAAUUACCAACAGAAUUAAGCCAUAGAUGGAAAGUAAAUACUUACAUUUAGGCCAAAAACAUAAUUGUGUCAAAGUCAGUGCCAGGGGUUGAUUUUGAGAGGUGGUAUCUACUACUCAAAAGAAGUUAAAGAGCACCUGUUCUUUCGUACUACUAUAGCUAUUGGUCAUGCCAGUCGGAUGUUCUUUAACUUCUUUAGAAUAGUAUGUUUGAUAUUGUACGAAAGAUGCAGGAGUUUUAUAUCAAUAAAAACUAACAUGUAUGUUUUCAUGAGAUCAUUCAGAUUGAAUAGUAUAGUUAUCAUAAAGUCAUCAAUAUGUUGCAGUUGUAUUCAGAAAUUAUUAGGUUUUGUGUAAGCUUAUACAGAGAUGAAUCAUGUUUAUGUUGGUUGAGGUCUGGAGAAGCUAGCAAUGCUUGUCCUGAGUGACAGCCCCCACCGUCAGGUCAGCUCUCUGUGACACUGCAUUCCUCAUACCUCGUCCUCCAUUACCCAGUGUAUAAUAUCUCCAUGCUGUGACAGUCAAUACCCUGGACACAUUGGCCACCAUAGCUUGGGUUUCAGUCUAGUUUGAACAACACUACGCUAAAACAGCCGUCCAAUCAACUCAUGCUUGUUCUGUCAUGAUUGAAUCAAGCAGUAAUAUCACUGGACUUGUUUUGUUAUGUACUGUAUUUAAUACAACUGGUAACACCUGGUUAAAGGAGGACAUCCCACUCCAUGUCUUUGAACUCUUCUCCUGCUAAAAGUAGGUUUAGGAUUUGUUGCUUUUUUACUUUAUCAAGGGUUUGCUCGACAAAACCACAUUUUUUAACCUAGGUCUAUGCCAAACUUGUUCAGAAGAGUCAAUUUGAUUGGUUUUUGAUUUAAAGCUCAUGAGCGGGGAAAAUGUGUACUAAGUGAUAAAAGAGAGGGAGAAGGCUUCGUCACUGCCCACAAGAAGCUAAAGUGAGGAAUGGGUCCAUGGCCCUGUUCCACAAAAUUAUCUAAGUGUUACGAUGAUCUUAACCCAUGUUAGACGAUGGGACUGUCAUUCACCUAGCUCUACGAUGAUCGUAAGCCCAUGUUAAAUGAUGGAAGUCACGCCUUAAAUCACUUUAAGGAACGAGGCCCGGGGUAUUUACAACACAUCAGAGAUAUACUACCCUGGAUAAGUGAGGAUGUCCUCCUCCACAUGGAACCAACCUAAAUGUGUUUAGCAUACAGAGAUCAACACUGUAUCAAAUAUAUCAUGUGUGUUGAUGAUGAAGAGGUUUGAAAGAUGGUAUGAUUGUUUCUCAUAGGAGUUGUAAAACUGGAGCACAUUGAUACUGUUCUUGAAUAUGAUAAUUAGUGUUAAUAUUCCUACAUGUUGGAUGUGGUGAGAUGACCCAAUCAUGCUGACAUAACCUCUUGACUACAAAAAUAUGAUUCAAACUGAAAGAGUUGAAUUAACUCUGGUCGAUUUUUGUGUACCAAAUGCAAAUUGGUAUUACUAGUUAUUCUGUGUUUGUGGAUCGUUUUGCAGGGUUUGUAAUUGCUGUACAAAGGUUGAGACUACACAAGUCUCUGUAUACUUUCAUAGUACUUGAAACAGCUCACUCUCUCUCUAGAUCAACACUGUGCUGUUCAAAACGAAUAAGUGCCGUAUGUUUUCAGUGCUCUUCAUUUUGCACAGUCCAAUAUUUAUGAUUUGUGACCCACCAGGAGAAAAGGGACCUUAUGGGUGCUAGGAUACAAUUGUGCUGUGAUGUCAUAAGGAUGUUUAUGUGUCAACUUACUUCAUGUGUGCGGUCUGUGCGAAAAUAUCUUAUUUUUCUCUUGUUAGUAAGGGGCCAAGUCGUCUAAGGUGCCGCGAUUUGCUGUGCAGAGUUGCGUUUCCUGGACACGCCAGAAACCUAUGAUUGUGGGUUUGAAUCCCGGUUCA
Haliotis rufescens (red abalone) is the source of this 4273-nucleotide messenger RNA. RefSeq names its product ras-related GTP-binding protein C-like. Bases 33 to 1172 code for a protein of 379 amino acids. Gene Ontology annotation, molecular function: GTP binding; GTPase activity. Gene Ontology annotation, cellular component: lysosome; Gtr1-Gtr2 GTPase complex; nucleus. NCBI's taxonomy places the organism in Eukaryota, Metazoa, Mollusca, Gastropoda, Lepetellida, Haliotidae. The transcript has 10 exons. The record is from RefSeq and is a predicted model, not a curated record. Gene Ontology annotation, biological process: positive regulation of TOR signaling; cellular response to amino acid stimulus; cellular response to starvation.